Messenger RNA from Metarhizium brunneum ARSEF 3297, 750 nucleotides. Lineage: Eukaryota; Fungi; Ascomycota; Sordariomycetes; Hypocreales; Clavicipitaceae. The record is from RefSeq and is a predicted model, not a curated record.
AUGCUCAUCCUACGCGUGCCGGCCCCCAAGGCCAUCCUCCCAACCCUCGCCCGAGUCCCUCCCAAACCACAGCCCCCAUGGCGACGCAUACUCCAACUCGGCAGCCCGCACCUGCGCCUCACCCGCCCCCCAAGCCAACUCCGGUCCUUUGCUCAUCAACCAUCAAAAUCCAGCAGUGAAGCCGCCAAGCGACAAGCCAAGUCGGCCGCGCAAAGCGCCAAAUCCCACGGUACCAGCACGCGUCCUCCCCCCCCGUCCCUAUCCACAGCUAAAACGAGGCCAGACAUCCCCGAACGCAUCCUCAUCUACCACGCCGGCGCCGGGAGAAUCGCCUUCCUCGCCGUGCUCAAGCUCACGAGCCUCCUCCUCGGCGCCUUCUUCACGCUCCUCGCAGCACCAAGCUACUUCCGGGCCGGGAAGCCGCCCCCCGCCACGGCAGCAGUCGCCGCCUGCGGCAUCGUCCCCGCCGUCUUCGUGGCCUGGUCGACGGCGCCCUUCGUCACCCACGUGCACAUGCACCUGCCCGCGGCGGCGCGCGCGUCCCCCGCCUCCCUGGCCCGCUUCGCUCGUCAACUACGUCCGGGACACGGCGGCCGACAACGCCGCCAGGAGGUGGACGGCGGCGGCGGCAAGCAGAGGGUGGCUGCCGGGCACCAGGCGAGGAGGAACAAGGCGGCGGCGGUGGAUACGUGGAUUUGGGAGGCGGUCAGGGACAAGAUUGCCAGGAGAGACGCUCCCGGCCCUGUCUGA